Molecule: messenger RNA, 1062 nt
Organism: Fraxinus pennsylvanica
Lineage: Eukaryota; Viridiplantae; Streptophyta; Magnoliopsida; Lamiales; Oleaceae
Source: the annotation of a GenBank genome assembly
AUGGAGGAUCCGACAGGACGAGUGGGGGCGCAUGAGUUGAACUUGGCUUCAAGAAAAGCAGAAGACGCAGCUCUAAGACGACAUCAAGCUGCCCAUUGGCUAGAUUGCCUAGUGGGACCGCUUGGAAUAUCUAGCCGCCCCUCGGAGAGAGAGUUUAUUUCUUGCUUGAGAAAUGGUUUAAUUCUUUGCAAUGUAAUUAACAAGAUUCAAACAGGUUCAGUUCCAAAGGUUGUGGAAAUUAACUCAUCUUCACAGUUGCCGCCAUGGGAUUCAAAGCCAUUGCCUGCCUAUCAAUAUUUUGAGAAUGUUCGUAAUUUUUUAGUAGCCGUGGAAGAACUGAAACUACCUGUUUUUGAAUCUUCUAUUUUUGAAAGGGAAAAUUUGGAAGAGGGGUCAUCAAAGGUUGUCGAUUGCAUUUUGUCUCUUAAAGCAUUUCAUGAGUGGAAGCAAAUGACAGGAGGGAAUGGAACUUACAAACCACCAAGAUCUCCUUUGAUUACACAUUCUGCUGGCAGGAUUCAUGCACGAACAUCAGGCUCAGUUACUUUUCAUAGUUCAAGGAAACUAGAUAUGUCAGCAGGAUGUGAUAAAUCACUACCAACAGAUAGUGAAAUCCAAAAAUUUGAAGAUGUAAUAGUCAAGGCUCUUGCUGAACAUAUGGUCGAUUCAAAGGAGAACGUGGGUAGUAAUCUAAUUGCUUCCUCUCGUAGUGGAAAUGUGGAUUCAGUCAAAUUAUUGACCAACAUCUUCUCCAGUUGCUUGGAGGAACAACUUCAAAGAAAAUUACCUGAGUUAAAAUCGGGUCUAUUGGAUCAGAGAGAAAGAAAUUGCUCGCCUGUGCAUUCGACAUCUGUGCCUCUUGGGAAAUUGUCAAAUCUUGAGAAUGGCAAGUGUUGUAGGGCCUGCAUUAAGACCGGUAAGUGCAAUCAUUGGAAUCUGGUUGGGAAGCAAGAAAGGGAACUUGUGAAUCUUAAGAUGCUACUAUGCAGCACGAAGAAAGAGUUUGAAUGUCUUCAAUCUCACUUUCAAAGUGAUUUGAAACAAAUUGGAGAUCAGGUGUAG